UUUUACGUCAAUUAUGACGUGCGUGUUGCUGAAACUUUCAUUCCACCCGCGGUGUCCGCCAUGGGCACCGUUGAUCUUGACGACGUCAUCCGCUGCUCCGAAUGCGCCACCACCGCGGAUUCCCCGGCUGCCAUGUCCGCGCAUUGCCAGCGCAUGCACGGCGACGUCUAUACGGCUAUCCGCUGCUGUGACUCCUCGUUCUUCACCAGAAACCUCUACCACAGCCAUUGCCGCAAGGUACACCCCGACCGCUUCAUCUGCGACCAAUGCAAGGACACCUUCAAGACGCGGGCCUCUCUGAACGCCCACCGCCUCACGUUUGUCAAGACGUACGCCUGUCCCCUGUGCGGGGUCCGGGCCGCCAAACUGCCGAGGAUGAGGCGGCACAUCGAGAAGAGCCACGCCGUCAUCUUGGAUCAGGGCUACAUCCUGGUGGGACUCCAGCCGACGCAGAAGGCCGACGAGAAAAGGACGCGCGUCUUCUUCCGGAAGCUGCUGAAGCUCGUGGUCCCCUGCUGUGCGCUCCAAGCUGCCCGUGCCACGGCGAAUCUUCUAAUCAGCGACGAGUUGGAACGGUCGUACACAUGCGGUCUGGUCAGUCGAGACGUCUUCGACUUGGAAUUUGGGGAGUCUCAAGAGCCUCCGCUGCUGGGCCGAACGGGGUCUCCGGAAGAAGGCGUAGUCCCGCAAGAUGCGCAGGAAGAUCCCGAAACCGCGGAGAGUGCUUCGGGCUUCUUCGACGUCGUCGCCGAGGAGACCGGGCCUACUUCCACCGACGAACUCAAGGUUAGCAACCUCCUCAACUACGCCCUGACCAAGACAGUAGCAGCUGUUGGCAUCUUUUAACAAAAAACAGAUGGACGAACGGAAUAAAGAGCUUGAGA
Molecule: messenger RNA, 884 nt
Organism: Ixodes scapularis (black-legged tick)
Lineage: Eukaryota; Metazoa; Arthropoda; Arachnida; Ixodida; Ixodidae
Exons: 2
Coding region: 61-846 (261 amino acids)
Biological process (GO): regulation of transcription by RNA polymerase II
Cellular component (GO): nucleus
Molecular function (GO): DNA-binding transcription factor activity, RNA polymerase II-specific; RNA polymerase II transcription regulatory region sequence-specific DNA binding
Source: RefSeq, a predicted model, not a curated record